GAUUCGUAUCUUUCUUUCUAUCUGUUCCUCGUAGAUCUACACUCGCUCACGGUUCCUGGUGAAUUGCUCAGCUACCCAGACUUCGAAACAGCGCUCGGGGCUGAAUCACGCUUGUUUCCUGCCUUGACUCUCCGUGGCAAUAUUGCACCUCAAAUAGCUCAGGAAGCAGUGCUAAUAGCUGUGCAUCUGACGGCGGUCAUCAUUUCUGUUUGACUCGACGUCAAGCCCGUCGACGUGAUGCCGCCAGGUGCUGCGGUUUCUGAAGAGCAAUUAGCCAGCCUGUAUGCGCAAGUACUCGCUGGAUUCGGAGCAGAAUCACCUACCACGGACAACCCACUGCAGAACGGUGAGGGUGGACUUGAACACCUCCACAGUCAGUACGGCGACGACGGCGGUACACCCACAUUAGCUCGUCAACAAUCCACGCUCUCAGUGUCCUCGGCCCAGACCUUUCGCGGGCUUCCAUCAUCAUCAAUGCCCGUGUCGCCAGCAAGCAGUGUUCAAUCACCGACGCAGCGAGGACCGCGGCCUCUGCCGCGCAUACCUGGCCAGUCGCCACCGCCCGCAAGCCCUCCUCUACCACCACCACCACCACCUCCACCCAUGUUAUAUACUGCUAUGCCUGAGCCGCGGCCUUAUUAUCCAGAUGAGACUCUGCCGCCUCCUCCGCCACCGAAGCGUUCCAGCGCUGAAUCGUGCGUGUGCAUCUGAAUUAAUUAGCAAUCUAUGUCAUGUUCAUGCAAUCCAUUCCCAGACGUAA
Laetiporus sulphureus 93-53 is the source of this 760-nucleotide messenger RNA. RefSeq lists its product as uncharacterized. Lineage: Eukaryota; Fungi; Basidiomycota; Agaricomycetes; Polyporales; Laetiporaceae. Bases 238 to 711 code for a protein of 157 amino acids. The transcript has 3 exons. The record is from RefSeq and is a predicted model, not a curated record.